This is a messenger RNA of Jatropha curcas, 3709 nucleotides long. RefSeq names its product FACT complex subunit SPT16. Gene Ontology annotation, cellular component: FACT complex. Gene Ontology annotation, biological process: transcription elongation by RNA polymerase II. Gene Ontology annotation, molecular function: nucleosome binding. Lineage: Eukaryota; Viridiplantae; Streptophyta; Magnoliopsida; Malpighiales; Euphorbiaceae. The record is from RefSeq and is a predicted model, not a curated record.
AAAUGAAAAACGAUUUUAAUUUUAAAUAAAAAAUAAAAAUCCUCUCUUAAUAACCGGGUAAACAAAGAUAUAAAAAGGAGCUUCUUGAACCCCAAACGGAACUCAUAAAUAUUAAAAUUAAAAAAAAAAAAAAAAUUUCCCUCACUCUCUGCUCCUCUUCUUUCCCUCUCAUUUCUCUCUCGCUCUUCACAUCUUCAAACUCCGUUCUUCGCUUCAAACGGUGCGCCGCUACCGGCACCGACUACUCUAGCACUGAAUUUGUUGCCAAUUAUUGGCAUUUUUGAAUUGAAGAUUGGUUAUUGAAAGGCUAAAGAAUCAAAAUGGCUGACCAGCGAAACCCUAGCGGAGGCCAAAAUGCUUAUACAAUUAACACAGAUAAGUUCAAAGUGAGGCUUCAGGCCUUGUAUUCACAUUGGAACGAACAUAAAGAUGAACUGUGGGCUUCGGCUGAUGCGAUUGCAAUAGCUACGCCGCCUCCUUCUGAUGAUUUGCGGUACUUGAAAUCAUCGGCCAUGAACGUUUGGUUACUCGGCUAUGAGUUCCCGGAGACCAUAAUGGUUUUUAUGAAGAAGCAAAUUCAUUUUUUGUGUAGCCAAAAGAAGGCUUCUUUGCUUGAAGUUGUUAAGAAGCCUGCCCAGGAGGUUGCAGGAGGAAUAGAUGUUGUUAUCCAUGUGAAGCCAAAGGGUAAUGACGGGACUGGGUUAAUGGAAGCUAUAUUUCGAGCUUUUCGUACUCAGGCAAAUGCUAAUGUUAUUGGAUACAUAGCCAAAGAGGAACCUGAGGGUACUCUUUUGGAGACUUGGGCAGAGAAACUGAAGACUGCAGGUUUCCAGAAGAUAUCAGACGUAUCAAAUGGGUUUUCUGACCUACUUGCCAUGAAGGAUGCUGAUGAGAUCUUGAAUGUGAAGAAAGCAGCUUACUUGACUGUUAAUGUUUUGACCAAUGUUGUUGUCCCCAAUCUAGAGAAUGUCAUUGAUGAGGAGAAGAAAGUCACCCAUUCUUCUUUGAUGGAUAUAGCAGAGAAGGCAAUCAUGGAUCCUGCCAAAGCUAAGGCAAAGUUAAGGGCAGAGAAUUGUGAUAUAUGUUACCCUCCCAUAUUUCAGAGUGGAGGAGAGUUUGAUCUCAGGCCUAGUGCUGCCAGCAAUGACGAAUAUCUCUACUAUGAUCCUGCCAGUAUCAUUAUAGUUUCAAUUGGAGCCCGUUAUAACAAUUACUGCUCCAAUCUUGCCAGGACAUUCUUAAUUGAUGCCAAUCAGAAGCAGAGUAAGGCUUAUGAGGUUCUGCUCAAAGCCCACGAAGCAGCAAUUGGUGCACUGAAACCUGGAAAUAAAAUCAGGGCUGUAUAUCAAGCAGCUCUUUCUGUGGUCGAGAAAGAGGCUCCUGAAUUAGUUCCAAAUCUGACAAAAUCUGCAGGGACAGGGAUUGGCCUCGAGUUCCGUGAGUCUGGUUUGAAUCUUAAUGCGAAGAAUGAUAGAGUCUUGGAACCAAAUAUGGUUUUUAAUGUAUCACUUGGUUUUCAGAACUUACAGAACCAAACAAAUAACCCGAAAACCCAGAAAUUUUCUCUAUUAGUUUCUGAUACAGUUAUUGUAGGUGUGAAUCCCGAUGUGGUAACUUCUAAGUGCUCCAAAGCUGUUAAGGAUGUGGCUUACUCAUUCAAUGAAGAAGAGGAAGAGGUAAAACCAGAACCUAAACGGGUUAAUGGCACAAUGGUAUUACCAUCCAAGACAACACUGCGAUCUGAUACUGGAGAGAUUUCUAAAGAGGAGAUUCGAAGGCAGCACCAGGCAGAACUUGCCCGUCAGAAAAAUGAAGAAACUGCUCGGCGACUUGCUGGUGGAGAAGGUGCAGCAGGAGAUAACCGGGCUGUUGCAAAGGCUUCAACUGAUUUGGUAGCCUACAAGAAUGUCAAUGAUAUUCCUCCUGCAAGAGAUUUAAUGAUUCAGAUAGACCAGAAGAAUGAGGCUGUCCUUCUGCCUAUUUAUGGGAGUAUGGUGCCUUUCCAUGUUGCUACAAUAAGGACAGUUAACAGCCAGACGGACACCAAUAGAAAUAAUUACAUUCGCAUUAUAUUUAAUGUUCCAGGAACCCCUUUUAAUCCACAUGAUGCGAAUUCAAUGAAGCACCCAGGUGCAAUUUAUCUGAAGGAGGUUUCAUUUCGCUCCAAAGACACUAGGCACAUUAGUGAAGUGGUUCAGUUGAUUAAGACACUUAGACGGCAUGUUGUGGCCAGGGAGUCUGAGAGGGCUGAGAGGGCAACUUUGGUUACUCAGGAGAAACUUCAGCUUGCUGGGAACAGAUUCAAGCCAAUAAGGUUGUCUGACCUUUGGAUCCGUCCACCAUUUGGUGGCCGUGGGAGAAAGCUUCCGGGUGCUCUGGAAGCUCAUGUAAAUGGGUUUCGCUUUUCAACAAGUAGACCUGAUGAGCGUGUGGAUAUUAUGUUUGCAAACAUCAAGCAUGCAUUUUUCCAGCCUGCAGAAAGGGAGAUGAUUACUCUUCUCCACUUUCAUCUCCACAACCACAUCAUGGUGGGAAACAAGAAGACCAAGGAUGUGCAGUUUUAUGUUGAGGUGAUGGAAACAGUCCAGACUCUGGGAGGUGGAAAGAGGUCUGCGUAUGACCCUGAUGAAAUUGAAGAAGAACAAAGGGAAAGGGACAGGAAGAAUAAGAUCAACAUGGAUUUUCAAAGCUUUGUAAAUCGGGUUAAUGAUCUUUGGAGCCAACCUCAGUUUAAUGGACUUGAUCUUGAGUUUGAUCAGCCUUUAAGAGAGCUUGGCUUCCAUGGGGUUCCCUACAAAACCUCAUCUUUCAUUGUCCCGACUUCAAGCUGCUUGGUUGAACUAAUUGAGACUCCUUUCCUUGUGGUUACCCUCAGUGAGAUUGAGAUUGUGAACUUGGAGAGAGUAGGUCUUGGUCAGAAAAACUUUGAUAUGACCAUUGUGUUUAAGGAUUUCAAGCGUGAUGUCCUCAGGAUUGAUUCCAUUCCAUCAACAUCACUGGAUGGCAUCAAGGAAUGGCUCGACACAACAGACAUUAAGUAUUAUGAGAGCAAGUUGAAUCUGAAUUGGCGACAGAUACUGAAGACAAUAACUGAUGAUCCUCAGAGUUUUAUAGAUGAUGGAGGCUGGGAGUUUUUGAAUUUGGAAGCUAGUGAUUCAGAUUCUGACAAUACAGAGGAUUCAGACAAGGGUUAUGAGCCAUCAGAUGCGGAACCUGAAUCUGAAUCAGAUGAUGAUGACUCUGAUAGCGAGUCCCUGGUGGAGUCUGAGGAUGAGGAGGAGGAGGAUGAUACAGAGGAAGACUCUGAGGAAGAAAAAGGCAAGACAUGGGAAGAGUUGGAGAGGGAAGCAAGCAACGCAGACAAGGAGAAAGGGAAUGAGUCGGAUAGUGAAGAGGAGAGAAAUAGAAGGAAAAUGAAGGGCAAGUCUCGUGCCCCUCCUAGUAGCAGCAUGGCCAAGCGCUCCAGGUUCAGAUAGAUGUGCUGGGAUUAUUUUCUUUUCUUUGUAUGUGUCUUGUGUUUGAACAAGUAGGCAGUUUCCUGACCUGGCAUUGGAGCCAUUAGCUAAUGGUAGCUUCUAAGGUUAAUUUUCUAUCCAUUAUGUCCUUUGGACAUUGAAGUAGGAGUCCUGAAAGAUAUAUUUUUGCAUGUAAGUUAGUGACAUUAGUUUUUAAUGGAAUGGAAGUUUUUAUCCACAGCUAUUCUCUGGAA